Molecule: messenger RNA, 3240 nt
Organism: Limulus polyphemus (Atlantic horseshoe crab)
Lineage: Eukaryota; Metazoa; Arthropoda; Merostomata; Xiphosura; Limulidae
Product: F-box only protein 41-like
Exons: 14
Coding region: 492-2234 (580 amino acids)
Biological process (GO): telomere maintenance; regulation of double-strand break repair via homologous recombination; regulation of neuron projection development
Cellular component (GO): centriolar satellite
Molecular function (GO): protein binding
Source: RefSeq, a predicted model, not a curated record
AUAAUAAUAAUAUAUGUGAUCCAGCAUCAGAUUCAGAGACACUGAAAUAAAAUAUAUAUACAUAAUUAUAAACUACCCAUUUCUAGUAUUUUUCUUUAUGUGUGUGUGUGUAAAGUAAUUGAUGGUUUAUCAAAAUGUAUGUUUCAAACUGCACUGUUUCUUCAUAGGAAGCUGUGCUACAUGUUCUGCCAUAUUCAAUGAUAGUGAUAUAAUUAUGACAUUAGCAGUAGUAGAGUCAUCCAUUUUUGGUCCUUAAAAGUUGUCUAUAUACAUCUACUUUUAUUUUUCAGGAACUCAACUAUACCCCAUCUUUAAACUUCUAUAACUAUAAAGUGCUGUCUUCCACUACUGCCAGUGGCAACUAAUUUUAUAAGUUAAUCAUCCCAAUUUUACAAAAAUAAAACUUGGGUGUUGCUGGCUGUGAAAAGGAUGUUGCUGCUUUACAAGAGGAUUUAGAUUAUUUGAUAUUUUUAUUGAUGAAAUUUUGAAAAAUGAUAAUGAAUGCAAGUGAAGAAAAGUAUCGAUGUCCAAAAUGUGAAAAACAUAAUAGAACUUUUAAGGACCUCUGUGAACAUGUAAAGUAUGAACAUGGACUUUGGAAGUUUGAACGACAAGAAUUUUUACACAGUACUUUGACAAGACCAAUAAGACAAAAUUUGCUGAAGGACUUCAACUACUCCCUUCCACUGUGUGAUACUUUAACUGGAGACAACUGUAUAAAUGGUUCAGAUAAGUGGAUGCAGAAUGUUAUUCAACAACAAAUCUUAGAUAAGCAGAAUUUAUCAAAAGACCUUGAAGACUUGAGGAAAGAAAACCAAAUGUUAAAACAACAGAUUGAGAGGCACCAGAAAGAUUUGCAAAAGAAGAGUUAUUUAAUUGAAGAACAAAGCAGAAAGCUUAAAACUGUAGAGGACUACUUGGAUGAAGUUGGAAAAAAGGAGGCUUUGGCUAAAGAAGAAAUGUUUCACUAUGUAGAUGAUUUAAUCAGACGUGUCCAAGUUGCAGAAUCUGAAUGCAAAUCCUUAAGACAGUUAACGGUUAGUCAGAUCAAAUGUAUACAAGAAAAAUCUUCACCAAAAUCAUCAACAGAAAAUGAAAUUCUUUAUUUAACACCAAAAGAGUCUCUAUCUUUGAAUCUUCAUCAAACAUCAAAAAUUAAAGCUAAGAACCUGAUACCACGUGGUAAUAGUCCUGACUCAGACUCUGCAAAAGGAGAAAGUGUAACAGCUGGAAUCUCAGAUCGUCAAUCUUUAAAACAGCCACUACUGUCCAGUCAAAGAGAAGAAUCCAUCAUGAAGCUAGUAUUCUGCUACUUGGACACAAAUGACAUGUUAAACUGCCGACGUGUGUGUGGGAGGUGGAAGAACUGGAUUGAAAUCCCACAUUACUGGACACAAGUACUUCUUAUUAACUGUUUGGUUACUCCCACACUAAUGCUUGAGAUGUCAAAGUUUUGCACAGUGACAAGAAUGUUAACUCUUCAGGGUGUGAAAGUCAGAGAGAAGGAGGGACAAGAGUCUGAUCAAGAAUAUUUUAAAUCAACAAGAGGAAAGUUGGAACCUUCUUUUGAUAACCUUUUAAAGGCAAUGCAGAACUCUCUAACCUGCCUGUCAAUUGUAGCCUGUGAUAAUUCUUUGACAGAAAGAAGUCUGUGGCAGGCAAGUUGUUGCUGUCAUUAUCUGGAGAAAGUGGCAUACAUCAGUAGCAUGUACCCAGCCUCCCCAGAAGUUCUGUGGUCACUCGGAUCUGGAUGUCGAUUGUUACGAUGUCUGAUAAUUCCACCAUAUUACCCAAGUCAUAGCAAACAGAUUUUAAACAAUCGUUGUCUAUUAACUAUUGGAAGAAGCUGGCCUAACUUGCAGCUCUUAUGUAUUGGAGGAACUGAAAUAGACAUUCGAGGCCUUGUCACUGUUGCUAAACACUGCCAACAACUGGCAGUCCUAGAGCUGGAUCACGCGGGGGAGUUGCAGGAAGAUUCAGUGAAAGAAAUGUGCAGAGUUGGUCUGAAAAAACUAGAGGAUCUUUACCUCACACACACCUUAGUCACUGCAGCAGCUUUGCUCCAUAUACAUGAAAACUGCUCUACGUUAAAGAAGAUAAAAAUCCUCACUGCUUCUUCAGACUACUCCAUCCACUCAACUAGUGUGCAGGAAUACAAUAAAAAACUUGAGGAAUUAAAAGCUUUGAAAAAGCAGUCAAGAUUUAGAACACUUCUUUACAUCACAGAAUGGUAAUGACAAUCAAAGUUAAAAGAUAAACCCAUAUUUAGAGCUAUUGUGAACCCUCAGAGUUUUUCAAGUAAACUUUUCAUUGAAAAUAUAUUGUUUCAAACCAUAACUAGAGUAUUCCAAGACAAUGUCAGUAACAGUAAAAAUUUUUGUAGCAGAGAUUAACUAACCAUCCAUGUAAAGAAGAUCAAAUUUAGCUUUCAUUAGAACAGCUAUUGUUUUUUCAGUGUAUCAACACUAAUUCAUUUCAUGUUUUAAGUGCAUGUACUGCUUAUUCAGAUGUCUUAAAUUAAAAUAUAAUAUUAUUAUUAUUGUUUAUAAACAAAAGGAUGUUGCACUGUUUCUUGUAACUAAGUUGUUUAUUAGCAAGUUUUAUUUGAUGAAAUAUAAUUUAUACCUUUGGAAGGGUCCAUAUGACCUAAUUACCUAUUUGUUGGUGAAUUAGAAAAUGGAUUAACAAAUGGUAAACGAGGAUAGAAAAAAUUCUUUGUUUAUGGUAUUUUUCAUAUAAGUAAUAUUUACCACUUUCACCAUAUGUUUCAGAGUGUUGUCAUUGUCAAGUCAUAACAUUUUGCAAUAUUUUAUUUCCUUAAAUGGAACUAAAUGAAAUGUAAGUGGUUGUUAUAUUGCUUUAUAUAUAAGUACCCACCUAAUCUUUCAUCUUAAUCUAUUAAAUGUAGCUUUCCAUGAAGUAUCAUGAUGUGAAGCAAAUAAGUUGGUUUAACUUUAAAUGUCAUUCUAAAUGUGUUUAUUGAAAUGUGCUUCCCCAAGUCAUUUUUUAUGCAUAAUAUAUUGUCACAGUUGAUUUCAAAAUCUCAUAUUUUGUAAUUUUCUACAACAUACUAGGAGCUUUCUUCUAAACCAACUAUUUAGUAAUGUUCCCUUAGAAAUUAUACAUAUUUUCUACAUUUUUUUACAGAACUUGUUUUGUAUAUUGUAUUUUGUAAGUAGUGCUCUUCUGCUGAUGUAAAAUUUUGAAUAAACUUUAGUAAGAUGCAUUUUAAAAGACUAA